Molecule: messenger RNA, 597 nt
Organism: Letharia columbiana
Lineage: Eukaryota; Fungi; Ascomycota; Lecanoromycetes; Lecanorales; Parmeliaceae
Exons: 7
Coding region: 1-597 (198 amino acids)
Biological process (GO): mRNA splicing, via spliceosome
Cellular component (GO): U2 snRNP; U5 snRNP; U4 snRNP
Molecular function (GO): RNA binding
Source: RefSeq, a predicted model, not a curated record
AUGGCGAACAAACAGGGGAAGAUGCAAAACCUCAUCAAUUACCGAAUGAGAAUUACACUGAAUGAUGGGCGACAAAUGACUGGGCAAAUGCUAGCAUUCGAUAAGCACAUGAACCUCGUCCUUGCAGACACAGAAGAAUUCCGCCGAGUAAAGCGCAAGCCCACCAAAGGCGCACAAUCUGCUCCUGGCAGCUCUACACCCGCACUCGUCGAAUCGGAAGAAAAGCGCACUCUCGGUCUUACCAUUGUUCGCGGCACUCAUAUCGUCUCCUGCUCAGUCGACGGCCCUCCUCCCGCAGACCCAUCGGCAAGUAGACCAGCUGGAAGAGGAUUGCCUGUUGGACUAGGUGGACCGGCUGCGGGAGUAGGAGGACCAGCGCCGCCAGGAGGGUUUCCUGGAUUUCCACCUGGUGGAUUCCCUGGUGGUGCACCACCAGGGUUUGCGGGUCGUGGAGGACCCCCAGGAGGAGGACCGCCUGGAUUCGCACCACCGCCUGGAUUUCCCGGAGGACCACCGCAAGGGUUUCAGCCGCCGCCAGGGUUCCAGCCUCCCCCAGGGGGCCGCGGUUUCCCACCGCCAGGAUUCCAAGGGCGGUGA